UAGGUUCUAUUCUAUUCUAAAAUAUAAUAAACGAACAAUUCGUUUAUUGUAUUUAAGAUCAGUUGCUGUUUUCGAUUGCGCAACUUCUUUAGGCGCAACUUGGGAUGCUGUUCCCUAGGCUACCGUAGAUGCCGGGGGUUGUGGAUGCCAUGGAGCGUGCCCCGAAAUUUGUGGGUGCCCAGCUCCUUCAUGGGGAGUUUUGCGGGUGCUUGGGGACCCAUGUCCCCCAGGGGGUUGGCACAUAUGCCGCCAACAGAGCAGGCACCGCUUCUGCGCAUAGCCCAGCAGGCUGCCCCGGCUUCCCCGGCGUCCACGGCUUCACGGGCUCCCGCUCCCGCCCCUUUUCCGGCAACUUCUGCCCUCCCUUUUCCUUUCCUCGAGCCUCGUCGGAAGUUACGGUAGUUCGUGGUAUCAGUGGUGAAGAGUGUGUCGGAAGGAGCGGGCGAUGGCGGCAGUGCUGGUGCCAGAAGGAGCCGCCCGCGGGCGAAGGCAACGGGGGCGCACGGCGAGGAGGAGCCUUCUCCCGAGCCCUGCUGCUGCUGCUGUGGUGCUGCUGCUACUAUCCUGCCCGUCGAGGCUGGCGGACGUUUCGGGUUCCACAUACUGCCCUGGUGCUAACGUCUCCAUAGCAGAAGGUUCAUCUGGGAUGAUCUUUGCUAAUGUUUCCAGUUAUCCCAACAUUUUAAUUUUAAUUCAUAAGAGCAGUUCAUCUGAUCCUGAUGUUGACAUUUUAGUCAUAACUGGAGGAAAACUGAAUCCCUACAAUAGCUCAUUCAAGGAACACUUCUAUCUACGGGGAAAUGACCUCUUUAUCAAUAACACCAACAAACAACUUGCUGGAGAAUACCAACUUAAAGAUAUUUUGAGAAAAAAUUGUUUCCAUCGAGUCUUCCUUAGCGUACCUGAACCUUGGCACUGCCCUUCAGCUAAUCUUUCCAUACCAGAAGGUGCAUCUGGGACGAUCAUUCCUAAUCAUAUAUUGAACCAUUCCAAUAGUCUUGCUUUGUACAAGAAGAACCACUCCUCCUCUUCUUGGCAAUACAUCUUGAGCACAGACAAGGGGCACCUGAAUCACAGUGUCAACACGUAUGAAGAGCACUUCCAUAUAUCUGACAGUGGCCUUACUAUCAAGAAUGCUUAUGAAGGACUCGCUGGAGAGUACCAGCUUGUUCAUCGGCAAAAUGGAUCCUGUGUGCUUCAGUUCUUCCUUAAUAUACCUGUUUCAGGACGCAGACAUGAUUGUGCUUACGCCGCAGUAGGGCUUGCCAUCUUUUUGGUGCUCUGUUUCACAGUGUGUAUAUGUUGGAAACGGAAAAGGAGAGACAACGACACUGCUCAACUUGCUGGUGGCUUGGCAAAUGGAACUCUGCCUCCUGGGUCACCAGAGGUGCAAGAAAGCAGCGCAGACCCGCCCCAGGAGAGAAGAAGAAGAAGAAGAGAUUGGAUUUGAUAUCCCUCUUUAUCACUACCC
Podarcis muralis (Common wall lizard) is the source of this 1471-nucleotide messenger RNA. The record is from RefSeq and is a predicted model, not a curated record. Lineage: Eukaryota; Metazoa; Chordata; Lepidosauria; Squamata; Lacertidae.